AUGAAGCAGGAAAUACUUUCCACAGCGGCCACACCCGGAAAAGCACUUGUUAAGGCUGUAGUAAAAAAGGAGGUUGAUACACAUGUGCCGUCGCCCUCGCAGCCAAAGUUCUCCUGCUGCGGCUGUGGUGCUCCAGGAGUGAUUAAGGCCAAUUGCACAACUUGCUCUGGACGCUGUCGCUCGCAAGUUGCACCAAACGACUUAGGCUUUUGUGCCGUUGAUAUACAAGCGGAUAUGAAACAGAGACCGGUUGUGUUCAUCAACAUACUCGGUAUAGAAGGUUGUGCUAACCUGGACACGAGUGCUAAGCUGAGUGUUGCUUCAUACGGACUCUUUUGCAAGCUGCGAGAUCUGGGAUUGAAAUUUGGUGAAGAAACUGCCAAUGUUACGCUUGCUGAUGGUAUCAGGAAAAGUCAGAAGGUGUAUACUAUAAAAGUACUACGUCUUUCGUCGUACUACUUGAAUCGAGAGACAAUAGAACAUUACUUGGAAUCGGUUUCAUACAGGAUGCAGGCAUGA
Molecule: messenger RNA, 519 nt
Organism: Arctia plantaginis
Lineage: Eukaryota; Metazoa; Arthropoda; Insecta; Lepidoptera; Erebidae
Source: the annotation of a GenBank genome assembly